Messenger RNA from Acanthosepion pharaonis, 1119 nucleotides. The record is from the annotation of a GenBank genome assembly. NCBI's taxonomy places the organism in Eukaryota, Metazoa, Mollusca, Cephalopoda, Sepiida, Sepiidae.
AUGGUUUUUGACCAGAUUGUGUGUGUGUAUAUACUUUCUUUAAAAGACAUUCAGAAAUCUCACUUUCUCAUAUACACCUCCCCCUCACACAAUACAUCUUUUCUUGCAGAAAAGUUUCAUUUAUUCUCUCGCUACAGUAACAGUCGUAAGCUGCAAACAGACGAAAGCGAUAAGUUGAAAGAAAUGGAAUGGAAAGAUAUUUCUGUGUUUAUUGGAUGCUUCGCUCAUUCAACCUGGACGACAGCUUUGGAAAUAUCACCUAAUAUGGUCAUUGGAGUUUACAACGGAAAGAUUUUGUUCAUAGAAAACAAGGAAAACUUGCCAAAGCUUAUAAAAGAGUACAACCUCCUGAAAGAACGUAUAAGGUACCUUGAAGACAGAGAAAUUUUGAUUCCGGGUUUUGUUGACUGCCAUAACCACGCGUCCCAGUUUCUCAACUCAGGAGUCGAAAAAUUCGAAGAUGUCCAAUUCGCCAAAGAUGCUUACAUAGCAGCCGUGAGUACUUUUGUGAAGAAUGGUACCACAACUGCCUGUUACUUUGCAACUAUUCACACUGAUGCAUCUCUCCUUCUAUGCGAUAUCGCAGAGAAAAUCGGACAGAGGGCCUAUGUCGGCAAAGUGUGCAUGGAUCAAAAUGAAGGCAGUUCUUACAAAGAAAACACUAAAGAGUCACUACAAGAGACGGAAAGAUUCAUCGAAACUGUUCAAAAACGCAAGUAUCGACUGAUCACGCCAGUUGUGACUCCAAGAUUUGCCCUCUCUUGUACUGAAAAACUUAUGAAAGGACUCGCCCAAAUUGCGGACAAGUAUGAUCUACCAAUACAGACUCAUAUUAAUGAGAAUAAAAAAGAAAUUGCUGAGGUGGAAAAAAGGUUCCCGAAUAAAACAUACGCAGAAACCUAUGAUGCCAUGGGUCUCUUGAAAAACAAGACAAUCCUUGCCCACAAUAUUCACUGCCCUCACCAGGACAUAAAACUAAUCAAAAAGAAAGAAAGCAGUGUUUGCCACUGUCCCAAUUCUAAUACCAAUCUUCAAAGCGGAAUGUUCUGGGCCAGACAGCAUUUGGAUGCUGACAUCAAACUUGGUCUCGGAACAGGUGAAUAUCUUCAGGACCUCUGA